Molecule: messenger RNA, 2418 nt
Organism: Saccharomyces eubayanus
Lineage: Eukaryota; Fungi; Ascomycota; Saccharomycetes; Saccharomycetales; Saccharomycetaceae
Gene: SCY1
Product: Scy1p
Exons: 1
Coding region: 1-2418 (805 amino acids)
Biological process (GO): protein phosphorylation
Molecular function (GO): protein kinase activity; ATP binding
Source: RefSeq, a predicted model, not a curated record
AUGAUGUUUUGGUCCUCAAAGACAGGCAUCACGUCCAAGUACUCCUUCUCAUCAUCACCGACUUUUACUGCUGAACCAUGGAGCGUUUAUACCGGUCGUCCCAAAUCGUCGUCUUCAUCAUCGCCUUCUAAAGUGUCAAUAUUCAUGUUCGACAAGAAACAGUUCGAGAACUAUUUAUUGCAUUACAACAUCAUCAAAUCCAAAUCCGGAUCCAGAGAUAAAGUACUCAUACAAGAAGCUUAUGAAAUAUUAAGAAACCAGGCUAACAAUCUGGCAAGGCUCAAACACCCGAAUAUUUUGACACUAAUUGAACCGUUAGAAGAACACAGCAAGAAUUUCAUGUUUGUUACUGAGUUUGUCACCGGCUCGUUGGAAACCGUGUUUAGAGAGACUGAUGACGAAGAGAAAAACUUCUUGCAAGGUCAUGUUAAGGAUAAUAUUGUGGUUCAACGAGGAAUAUUGCAACUAGUGAAUGCCCUUGACUUUAUUCAUAACCGUGCAAGCUUCGUUGACUUAAACAUUCAACCUAGGGCAAUUUUCAUAAAUGAAAACUCAGACUGGAAAAUUUCCGGCUUGGGCUACUUGGUGAAGAUACCACCGGGAACAAACACCUCUGAAUAUUUUCUACCACAAUAUGAUCCAAGAGUACCCCCCUUUAUGCAUUUGCAAUUGAAUUAUACAGCUCCAGAGAUUAUAUUUGAGAACACCCUGGCAUACAAAAAUGACUAUUUUUCAUUAGGUUCGCUGAUAUAUUUUCUGUAUAGUGGUAAAGAUUUAUUUCGAACCGAGAAUUCAACCACUGAAUACAAAUCGGAAUACGGUAAAUUCGAAAAAAAAAUCAGUACCAUGUCAUGGGAUAAUAUCUUUAAUAAGAUUCCACCAAAAUUGAGACAUUGUUUGCCGAAACUGAUGAACAGAGAUAUUUAUUCCAGGUACGAUAAUAUAAUGUUAAUUUUGGACUCCGAGUUUUUUCAGGACCCUUUAAUAAAGACUUUGAAUUUUCUAGAUGAUUUGCCCACGAAGAAUAAUGAAGAAAAGUAUGUUUUUCUGGAAGGUCUAAUAAACUUACUACCAGACUUUCCCCCAGCGUUGUUACAAAAGAAAUUCCUGCCAAUUUUAUUGGAAUUGUUGAACCAGUUCUGUGCAGAAAAAAUAGUAAACGAUAAAUGUGUAAACAAAAAUUUGGAUUUAAUAGUUAAAAUAGGGUCCACUUUAUCUCAACUAUCCUUUCAAGAGAAGAUUUAUCCGAUUUUACUAAGUGCUACGAAUUUCCCAAUCCUUCUUAGAAAAGCCACCGUUUGCUUGAUCGAUAGUUUAGAUACGUUAAAGCAAAAAGUCAAACGUUCUGAUUUCUUGGAGAGCGUACUAAAGCCACUAUUUAGCUAUGUCUUACAGGACUCAGAAAGUGAGGUUGCUUUGGUAUCACAAGAAAAACUUCUAUUGCAAAUCCCGUUAGCUUUAGAAGUGCUAGAUUUUCCCACUGUAAAACAGUUCUUGUUACCGUUGCUUUCAGGGCUAUUUACCAAGACAACCAGUUUAACAGUGAAAAACACAUGUGUGACAUGUUUCCAAAUUAUGAUAGAGCAGAAAUCCAUCGAUUCUUACACGUGCUCGGACACUAUUCUUCCUUUGUUCAAAUCGAUGAAAACUAGAGAUCCAAGAAUUUUAUCUAAACUACUAAAACUUUUCGAAACUGUUCCGGUGAUAAUUACUGAUGAAAUCAUCCUUGUUGACCAAGUGUUGCCUUUGAUGUGGAACUACUCCAUGGCCUCGACACUAACAAAAUCGCAAUAUUCAGGGUACACAAAGGCCAUCAAUAAAAUGUCCUCAGAUAUCCAGAAGCAUCACAUCGCAAAACUAAGUGAUAGAACAAACGACAGCGAUGGAGAUGCCUUCCACAAAGUCAUCGAACCAACAGUUCAGAAGAGGGAGGACCCCGAGACAGUAGCGGCUAGGAAUAUCGAAGUAGCAGCCAUGAAACCCGUUAGAAAAGCAACCGCCCCCACUCAGAAAGACACCUCCUUGUCAUCCAAAAGCGUUUCUAAUGCUCGGCCUUUAAACCCAAAGAGUGUACUGGGCACUAGAGGCUUUUCAACAAGCACACUCAACCCUCCACCACAGACAACACCAAGUGAAACCACUUCCAAGGUCAGAGGUGAAACCGCUUUCAGCGGGACUCCACACACCAAGUUUGAUGAUGAAUUCAACGAAUUUCAAUCUUUUUCAAGCACGGGCACCACGCAUCGAAGUCCCUCGUCAUCCAAUGUCUGGACGACCAGCACUCCGAGUCCCGUCCCAACGUCUACAAGCAAUAACAACCUGCCACCUGGGUUUUCAAUUUCUUUGCAACCAAACAAAAAAAAGGAAAGCUCAACUGAAAUUCCCUCUAAUAAUAAUACGUACGGUUCCUUAAUAUAG